This is a messenger RNA of Oppiella nova, 937 nucleotides long. The record is from the annotation of a GenBank genome assembly. Lineage: Eukaryota; Metazoa; Arthropoda; Arachnida; Sarcoptiformes; Oppiidae.
AAUGAAUGGAUUGAUUGCAGCCAUCGGUCAGUACUACCGGCAAGAGUUGGGUAACGAGAACUCUCCGGCCAUCGCAACCCUCAAGACAUUGAUUGAGUUCCUGAAGAAGGACUUAUCGUUGACAGCAUUAGGUCUUCGAGAGAACGUGCGGUCGGCCAUUGAGUUACUCAAGAAUAUAGAGCCCAUCACUGAAGUUGAAUCCGUGGCUGAGAUAUACUUCCGGUUCAUUACUCUUAAGGCAUCCGAAUAUGACAAAUUUCAUGAACUCAAGAGUGAGUUGUCUCGAAGAAGUGAUGUGUUCCUGAAGAAGGCGAUGGAAUGUCGUAAGAAAGUGGCCAAAAAUGGUCACCCAUUCAUAUCUGAUGGAUGUACAAUCCUAAUCCACGGCUGUUCGCGUGCUGUCAACUGUACGUUAGCCGAGGCCAAGAAGGCUCACAAGAUAUUCACAGUCUUUGUCACCGAAUCUGCUCCAGAUAUGAGUGGAAAAACAAUGGUUGAGUGGUUGCAAAGCAAUGGUAUCAAUAGUACACUUAUUAUCGACGCCGCCGUCGCUUAUAUUAUGGAAAAAGUAGACAUAGUAUUAGUUGGAGCCGAAGGAGUGGCAGAAAGUGGAGGAAUAAUCAAUAAAAUCGGGACGUAUUCGGUGGCCAUUUGUGCCAAAUCCAUGAAUAAGCCGUUCUAUGUGUUGGCCGAGAGCUACAAAUUCAUUCGCCUCUACCCUCUCAACCAGUCGGACAUUCCCGACAGACUCAAGUGGAAGGCCAACCGGGACUUCGAGAACCACCCUUUAGUCGAUUACACGCCGCCAUCCUAUAUAACAUUACUUCUGACAGAUUUGGGAACUCUGACCACCGCUGCCGUUAGCGACCAAUUAAUGCAACUUUACUUGUAGUCAAUUGAUUUUUAUACUAAUUUUGUUAUUUAAUACAAAGUCUGU